This is a messenger RNA of Macrosteles quadrilineatus (aster leafhopper), 1542 nucleotides long. RefSeq lists its product as uncharacterized. The transcript is spliced from 3 exons. The record is from RefSeq and is a predicted model, not a curated record. Bases 4 to 1521 code for a protein of 505 amino acids. Lineage: Eukaryota; Metazoa; Arthropoda; Insecta; Hemiptera; Cicadellidae.
AACAUGUACCACGGCAAGUACAGUCAGGAGACGAGAGUGCGGGACAGCACUGCAGUGCAGUGGUGGCUGACAGCCGGCUGUUGUGGGCUGAUAGUUACUAUGGCAUUCGUGGCCUUCACACUGUGGCUGGGCAUGGAGGGGCCGAGGAAAGUCGAACCGACCAGUGCGGACUUUGGAUACAACCGACCACCCCCAGUGUACCGGCGAGCCGAGGAUCCCAGGAACGUAGUGAGGCCCAGUAGAGGCAAAGUGGAGAAGGUGCACAAGGACGAAGAAGAGGUCGAGGAGAAGAAACCGACACAUUUGAAACUACCGAUACCACAGGCUCCAGUGCUUCACAGAGACGAGGAGGAGAUAAGGAACUACCAGGGAACACUCGACCACGGCGAGGAGCUGAUGCGAGAGACUGGAGUCAAAGACAGUAGCAUAAAGAAGAAAAGCGAGGCGGUUUACCCUUCAGGUUAUGAUCCUGAAUUUUACUUGCCCCCUCGUGUGAUUAACCCUAUUAAUGCCAGAAGAGAAGAAAGCCCCAACCAUUUUGUGCACUACGCAAAACCCGAAAUACCUCCGUUUACGUAUAUUAAAGCUACCGAAGGCGGUAUAGAAGAGCGAAUAGACAACGCGGUGAACAACUACUUCUCUUACCCCUCAGAGGGAGACACGGAAUCUGAAAGUUCUCUUGGGGGAUUUUUACGUCAGAGAUUGAUGGACGUCAAGGACUGGCUGAUGACACGUGGGGAUCAAAACGCAAAUUCUGAAUGGGUUCAAGUAAUUUCGGCAUUUAAUCAAUCAAUCGCUCAAAGGAAUCUCACAUCAAUCAUGAGUAAACUGAAGGAUCUGUACAACUCUACGGACGUCGCGGAUGUACCGGUAUCGUCAAUUCUCUACCCGGACUCACAGAACGGUUCCAGUAUUUUAUCUUUUGGUUUGUUAGCGGUAGACUUGUUCCUGCUACACAACGUACAGCAGAUUGCGUGGAACGAGGAGGCGCAACUCGGAGAUCAGAUGUUGGACGACCCGGAGGUGGUGGCUAUGAACGCGUUGUUCUUGUCUCCGGACCGCGUCAAGCAGCUACGACAAAAGGGCUCCAGGCUGCUAAAGGCGGAGGUGGAGGAGACCAAUAAGAGUUCGCUGACGGAGGCCUUGGAGUUCGUCAACAGUAUGCUGAGGGCGAUCCUGAACCUCAACAAAGCCUACCGCAGCAGCACGGCCGCGAACAGGUCAAGGGGUACGGGGCCUAGCACCAUGGACUGCAUCUGGACACUGUACUGCAGAAAUCUCGACAAGACUGCCAGGCUGCACGGACCUUACGGCUUCCUGGCAAAGAUGAACAGUCUGGGUCUACGUAUGAUGAUGGGAGAGUUCCCCGUGGAGCGUGCCUUUACUCAGCUGAUAGCCGAGGCUACGACAGGCUGGAGACACAUAGACUGUCUCAGGUUGUUUCCCAGGUGCGGCGUUGAGGAGGCCAAAGACAUAGUGAUGAACACAGUGUUGUCUGACUCGCCUGCACACCAGACGUAGACCCUAGUGCUGUACAGUGCU